AUGGAUCAGAAACAGGCCCUGAAGUUUUGCACCGUGUGUGCGUCGAAUAACAAUCGGUCUAUGGAGUCGCACAGGAUACUGCAAGAAGCGGGCUACGAGGUCAGCUCGUAUGGUACCGGCUCUGCUGUGCGUCUACCCGGUUUGUCCUUUGAUAAGCCCAACGUGUACCCGUUCGGCACGCCUUACAACGAUAUAUACAACGACCUGCUGAGCCAGUCUGCUGAGCGUUACAAAGCCAACGGGCUGCUGCAGAUGCUGGAUAGGAACAGGAGGCUCAAGAAAGCACCAGAGAAGUGGCAGGAGGGUACCAAGACUUUUGACUUUGUGUUCACCUGCGAGGAGAGAUGCUUUGAUGCAGUGUGCGAGGAUCUCAUGAAUAGAGGCGGCCGUCUCAAUAAGAUCGUGCAUGUUAUUAACAUCGAUAUCAGAGACGAUAACGAAAAUGCCAAGAUCGGUGGCAGGGCCAUCCUAGAGUUGGCGAAUAUGCUCAACGAGAAAGUCUCUGAAUGCGAGCAGAACGACACGCUGUUCGAGGACUGUAUAUUAGAUAUUCUAACUAAAUGGCAAGAAGCACAUCCUCAACUCCCUUGUCUUUACGCUCCAAGCUACUACUAA
Nakaseomyces glabratus is the source of this 615-nucleotide messenger RNA. It is a transcript of the gene SSU72, whose product is annotated as RNA polymerase II subunit A C-terminal domain phosphatase. Gene Ontology annotation, molecular function: RNA polymerase II CTD heptapeptide repeat phosphatase activity. Gene Ontology annotation, cellular component: mRNA cleavage and polyadenylation specificity factor complex; nucleus. Gene Ontology annotation, biological process: termination of RNA polymerase II transcription. NCBI's taxonomy places the organism in Eukaryota, Fungi, Ascomycota, Saccharomycetes, Saccharomycetales, Saccharomycetaceae. The record is from RefSeq and is a predicted model, not a curated record.